AUGGAAAAUCUCCAGUUGGUUGCUGCUGGUGUCCUCACCAUCAUUGCUUUGCUUUCCGCUUACGUUAUCGUUGCUUCCUCGUCUUCUGGCCGCGCGGUGCUCAAGAAGGAUCAAUUCCAAGACUUCCCACUCAUCCAAAAAACUGUCCUCAGUCACAACUCUGCCAUUUAUCGUUUUGCCCUCCCUAAACCAAAUGACACCUUGGGAUUGCCUAUUGGCCAACAUAUCUCCAUUGGUGCCAUGAUCAAUGGCAAAGAAAUUGUCAGAUCUUACACCCCAACCACCUUGGAUACCGAAAAGGGCCAUUUCGAUUUGUUGAUCAAAUCUUAUCCUAAUGGUAACAUCUCCAAGUACGUUGCCGAAUUGAACAUCGGCGACUCCAUCAAAGUCAGAGGUCCAAAAGGGUUCUUUGAAUACCAACCAAACGCUAGCGCCAAUUUCGGAAUGGUGGCUGGUGGGACCGGGAUCGCCCCAAUGUACCAGAUUAUCCAAGCUAUUGCUGCUAACCCAGAAGACAAAACUAAGGUCACUUUGAUUUAUGGUAAUGUCACCGAAGAAGAUAUCUUACUCAAGCAGGAAUUGGACCAACUCGCCGCCGAACACAGUAACAUCAAGGUUCAUUACGUGUUAGAUAAGCCACCAAAGGAAUGGUCCGGUCGUCAAGGUUAUAUCACCCAAGACAUGUUGAGCGAAUUGUUGGCUGGCCCAGAACCAGAAAAUAGAUUGUUGAUGUGUGGUCCUCCACUCAUGGUUAGCAGUAUCAAGAAAUCUGCAGUGAGUUUGGGUUAUGCCAAGGCUAAACCAAUUUCUAAGGCUGAUGAUCAAGUUUUCGUCUUUUGA
Messenger RNA from Saccharomycopsis crataegensis, 840 nucleotides. It is a transcript of the gene CBR1, whose product is annotated as cytochrome-b5 reductase. The transcript has a single exon. Gene Ontology annotation, cellular component: plasma membrane; endoplasmic reticulum. Gene Ontology annotation, molecular function: oxidoreductase activity. Bases 1 to 840 code for a protein of 279 amino acids. The record is from RefSeq and is a predicted model, not a curated record. NCBI's taxonomy places the organism in Eukaryota, Fungi, Ascomycota, Saccharomycetes, Ascoideales, Saccharomycopsidaceae.